AUGAACACCAACGUGUGCGUGGAGAGCGGCCCCAACCCCGAGGCGCCGGGGCUGCCCAAGGACAGCCACCUGCCCGAGGGGGCCCUCAACAGCCUUGUGGAUUACAACUCGGAGAUGGAGAGGUACCGCUCCUUCGCCACCUUCUACAAGACCAACGGCGGCGCCUUCCCCCAGGCGGCCAAGAUCGCCCGCAUCACCACCCCCAUCUUCCCCAGCGCCGCCGCCGCCGCCGCCGCCCGCAUCGGCAUGUCCCCCUGGAACUGCGACACCGCCACGGCCGCCGCCGCCACCGCCAUGCUCUGGGGCAGCGGCGGCGGCGGCGGCGGCGGCGCGGCGGGCGGUGCGAGGAAGCCCUCCUCCGCCGCCGCCGCCGCCGCCGCCUCCGCCUCCGCGGCCGCCGCCGCCUCCUCGCUGCACGCCGGCAGGGGCGGCAUGCACCACCGGAGCGACUCGCAGCGGCUGGGCAAGCCCGGCUGCCCGCCGGCCGAGCAGCCCGCCCUGCCCAUGGCGAACGGCAACUUCCUCUCCACCCUGGCCCCCGAGCACUGCCGGCCGCUGGCCGGCGAGUGCAUGAACAAGCUCAAGUGCGGCGCCGCCGAAGCCGAGAUCAUGAACCUCCCCGAGCGCGUCGGCACCUUCUCGGCCAUCCCGGCCUUGGGCGGCCUCUCCCUGCCCCCCGGGGUCAUCGUCAUGACGGCCCUGCACUCCCCCGCCGCCGCCUCGGCCGCCGUCACAGACAGCGCCUUCCAGAUCGCCAACCUGGCGGACUGCCCGCAGAGCCACGCCUCGGCCUCGCCCGCCUCCGCCCUGGGCGCCGCCGCCGGCGCGGGGGGCGGCGGAGGCGGCGGCGGCGGGGGGGCCGGAGGCGGCGGCGGCGGCGGCGGCAGCGGCAGCGGGGCCGGGUCCGGGGCGGGCAACCCCGCCAAGAAGAAGCGGAAACGGUGCGGGGUGUGCGUGCCCUGCAAGCGGCUCAUCAACUGUGGAGUCUGCAGCAGUUGCAGGAACCGCAAAACGGGACACCAGAUCUGCAAAUUUAGGAAAUGUGAAGAGCUUAAGAAAAAACCGGGCACUUCGCUAGAGAGAACACCUGUUCCCAGCGCUGAAGCAUUCCGAUGGUUCUUUUAAGCAGUAGUGUAUCUUAUUUUCAAGGCAGUCCGAAGUGAAUGGCAAGCUAAAGUCUUGUUUUAAGAAACUGCUUAGUCCACCAUUGAAGAAUAUACUCAGAUACUAUUUUCAUUUAUGUAUAGGGGUUUCCUCAAAAGCAAAAGACAAAAAUCUGGGAGCCUGGGGAAUUGGCCAGCUUCUUCACAUUCAGUACACUGAUUCUUUCUUUGAUGUAACUUAGCUAUACUAGUGAAGUUGUUGUCUAUUUUUAAAGUGGCUGUAAAAAAAAAAAAAAAAAAGUUUGGGUAAACCCCUGCUAUAAAGUCAUGUAUCUUUGAAAAGUAACAUAUCUAUACUUCAUUUUCGAAUAUAUGUGUUUCAGUACUGUAAACUGUACAGAUAGCCGCUUGUAUUUUGUGUGUUUAGACACAAGGAGACAAUCAUGUCUGAGCAUCUAUGGAGAUUAACGGUUUGUACACAACGGUGUGGUUCUGCGAGUUAAAUCCGGAGCAAUAAAUUCUAGCUUUAACUAUUAUUUUGCUAGUUGUUUAGCAGCAGCAGCAACAGCAGCACUGUUUUACCAUGCAUCCUUCCGUAGAGACUUGAUGCCAAGUUUUCCAAGAUAAAAAAGAUUGUGACACAUCUAGCAAUUGCCUUCCGUCGCGGUGGUGUAAGAGGGGAAGACAAAACAUUUGAAAUUAAUCUUUCAAGCACUAUAUUAGAGUAGUGGUUUGUGCACUUGCAUUGCUUCCAAAGGAGCUGUACAGAGGGGUAUCUCUCCAAAAAUGCUGUCUGAUGUCUGACUCGCUUUUCACUGCGCUCUGAGGUGGAGUGCUCAGCAUAGGCGGAUGUGCAAAACCAGUCGUCUAUAUAAAGGUUGUUCAAAACAAAUGGGUACGAGACCUUAGAAAAAAUGAUGACUCAGCCUAAUUACCCUUCGCCUACAAGUUGUUAUGUAACGUUUUUCAGUCAAUGGAGUAAAUAUUUUAUAAAGUGGAAUGCCAUAUUUUUGGUCCGAGUGGAGCUCGUCACAGUUAAGUGAGUUCUGACAGUUGGACUGGUUUCGGUCUCACUUGCACUGGUGUUCAUGUGAGAGCCUGGAUAUUUUUGCGGUAUAAAAAUGGAUUUUUUUAAAAAAAAAAUGUUUCAAAAAAAGUCCGCUUCUCCCCACACGUUUCUUGGUCCACUGAUCUCGGCUUUGCUGAACGGCCGGUCCCUUAGGCCCCCCAGAAGAAUGCUCCGCCGUUCUUCUUCCUGCUGUAGCUGCGUGGAGGAAAUGUCUGCUCCUCGAAACGGCAGCGCUCGGAGGGAUAUAACUCACAUGUCAUAAAAAAUAUGGAGGAUACUGAACUUAGGGAUACUUAUUAUCAGCUGAUCAUCACUUUUUAUUGCUUGGCUUCGUCAUACCACUCAUGAGUGAGAAGGCCAUCCCAUCAAAGUAAGCGAAUGCUGUUGUGCCAUGUAUUUGAUAGAUUUAUCCUUUUAUACAAGAUAGGACUACUAGCAGUUUCACAGACAUGGUGCUGGGCAUGCAAAUUACCAGUUAAUGAUGCACAGCACGUUUAAAUCUCAUUGUUUCAGCACUUUCUCCGUUUUUUGCUAAGUACUUCAGCCUUUGGCCCCUGGUCACACUCACUUGGUGAAGCACAUGGGAUGGUUGGGAACGCUGCGGUCUGGGCCCUGUGCAGGCACGGGAGAUGCCGACUUUGGCUGGGGAGGGAGCUCGCAGAACUGGUGGGUGUUGGGAAUGGCCCAGAAAGCCAAGACCGAGGGAUGGAGGAGGAGAAGCCUCCUGAGGUCACACGUGUGUGUCAGCAGGGCCGGGCAGAGCGUGGGUGACCCGGGGUAACUGGAGGAGCGUGGACGGGCUGGGCUUACACCUGUGUCCUCAAUUUAGGGUCAGUCCACGUGUCUACGUUUUUGCGUUGUAUGACGUCACAUACGUGGCUUCAGAGAUGGAAUGUCACACUUGAAAUGCUUCUGUCACGGUGCCCUUCUUACAGUUUGUAAGAGAUCCUCAGUUGAAUACUCAUCCAAUACCCAUUCAAUGAGCUUUACAUCUGUUCGUACGGCAGCUGUGCAUGGAUUUUUUUUUUGCGUUGAAGACUUUUUGGUUAGGGCCUCUGUUACUGACCACUAGACCAAUACAAGCUCUGCAAGGUCGUCUUCUCUACCAAAACGUUGAUUGAUUAACAAACUGAAGCCUUAUUUGCACAUCUGGCUGGUAAGCUUGCCUUGCUUUUUGGAAAAUUGUGAUUGCUCUUACAGAAGCAGAGACAAAAUUAAGUUCAGGCUACAUUAGGUGUACAAAGAUAUUCAUAGCAAUGUACUUACUGUCUAACACCCUAAUGUUGCAUGUCUUGAUGUGGUUUCUUUUUUUGUUUUGUCGUUUUGUUUUAAAGAACUGAUGGAUCUGUAUAUUGUAAUUGUGAUGUUUUACAUGUCAAUUCAAAAUUGUUAAAACAAACAAACAAACAAACAAGCAAACCUGUUAACUAUUGAAAAUGAACAAGAGUUGAUUUUUCGUUGGUUUACCCAUAUGGUUUUCAUUUUGGAUGUUGUUCCUUUGCACCACCAGACUUUAGAUUUUGCUGAAACAGUAUUUAUAUGAUGUAGUGCGCAUAGAGCAUUUUAAUUAGUGAUGUUUGAAGAAGGAAAUCCCUUUUCUGGCCUGUCUCUCUCCACCGCAGCCCUACCCCCGCCAUUUAUACACCUAUUUGUCAAUCAGAUUAUUGUCAAGUUCUAAUUAUCAAAUUUGUGCUUUUCACAAGGUCCAAUACCAUUUUCCAGUGUGAAAAUUUGUAUUCCUCUCUGUCUUUCAUUCUCCCAACAUGAAAACAAAUAAAAAGGGGGGCAAAAAAAAAAGCAGAACAUACUUUUGCCGUCUUCUAGGUGUGAGCACUAAGCCUAAUGGAAGCAUUUUUGGCAUACCCCAGAUAAACUUAUGAAAAAUGGUAAGGCUGAAAGGGAGGCACACGUACCCAUUCUGUUAAUUAAUGACAGACCGUCCCUAUGAGGGAAAAUACUCCCUUUUGUACAGAACCCCUGGUAUGUAAGUCCUACAAUUAAUGUUAAAGAAUAUAAAGUAUUUAAAUGGGCUAUAUCUGUAAUCAAAUAAUGAAGAAAGAAAGUAGUUAAAUGAACGUACCAUUCAGGGUCGAAUGCAUUCAGCAAAAAGCAGUAGUGGGUCUUUGAUCAUGGUUAGAUGCAUAGUGAUAUCAAACAGUGGGUUCUCAUGUAACAGCUAAAUGUUUCAGAUUUUGUUUUUAUUAAAUUUGGCAGUUUCACGCUGAGCUCUACUGUAUUCUUAGUGAAUAAAAGACAGCUCCUAUGUUAGAAAGUACUCCAUUUUCACAAUUGCAGGGAACUAGGAGGGUUUUUUCAGAAACACGGGCCACAGAAAUGUACUCCUUUCACAGUGUUCUCCUAUUUCUGAACUGUGCAGUUAUCUAUUAAAUUUUCUAAUAGAUAUUUGUGUAAGGUGUAUGUAUGCUUGUGCAAUUAUGGAAAAAAAAACAGUUUUGGAAAACAGUGUAUUUAUGAAAAAAAUAAUCACUUAUGGGGCAUGUACAAAACUGUAUAAAAACAUUCAAUUUGCCCAGUAAAGUUGUUUUUGUGAUAUUUCUGUGUUGUUGAAUAAAGGACUUUAGUAUUCAAAA
Chroicocephalus ridibundus (black-headed gull) is the source of this 4763-nucleotide messenger RNA. RefSeq names its product CXXC finger protein 4 (gene CXXC4). NCBI's taxonomy places the organism in Eukaryota, Metazoa, Chordata, Aves, Charadriiformes, Laridae. Gene Ontology annotation, cellular component: nucleus. Gene Ontology annotation, molecular function: zinc ion binding; methyl-CpG binding. Bases 1 to 1125 code for a protein of 374 amino acids. The transcript is spliced from 2 exons. The record is from RefSeq and is a predicted model, not a curated record.